GAAAAUGCAAAAAGAUGUACGCUACGAUCGGCAGAUUCGCCUGUGGGGUGAUGAGGGUCAGUCGCGCAUCGAGAAUGCCAGCAUCUGUGUGCUUGGCUCAUCGGCACUGGCCUGCGAAAUUAUGAAAAAUUUGGUGUUGGCUGGCAUCAGAUCGGUGCAGAUAGUCGAUGCGGCGCGAAUCGUUGCUCCCGAUUUUGGCAGUAAUUUCUUUCUGGAUGGUGAAAUCGGUGAGCCACGAGCGAAAGCUGUAGAGCUGAAUCCUUCUGUGGAAGUGGGAUUUGUUUUGCGGAGUGCCGAGGAUUUGAUUGCGGAGGAUGAUUUAAAAUUUUUAUUUCAAUUUACUGUUGUGGUUGGAAGCAAUCUGCAAGCUGAAGAUGCUGCGCAAAUUAGCGACUAUUUAUACAAGAGAAAUAUACCGUUCGUAUAUGCACGGGCAUACGGGUUGACUGGCUAUGUAAGAGUAUGUGUUCGAGAACAUACAAUUUUCAAUUCACAUGAGGAGAAUGUGGCACCGGAUUUGAGACUUGACCGUCCGUUUCCAGCACUGAUUGAUCUAGUGGAAGCAACAGAUCUUGAUGCAAUGGAUUAUGAAGCACACUCGCAUACGCCAUAUUUGAUCCUUUAUCUGAAAGCGCUUGAUUUAUGGCGUGAAAAAUACGGCAAAGAUGAUUUCCCGGACAACUACGCAAAGCGAAAAACAUUCGAAGAAGUGUUUAUGUCAUUACGGAAACCCAAUCCAGAUAAUGGUGCAUUGAUGGAGGAAAAUUUUAUGGAGGGACGUGCUGCAAUUGUUCGUUCGAUACACAGGACAACGGUACCUCGGGGUACAAAGCAAUUACUGGAACAGACAAAAGCCAGAACUCCAGAUUCCAUAUCCGGCAGUUUACCGGAUAUGAUUAGUGACACGGAACGCUACGUAGCUUUGGCAACGAAAUUCAAGCAAAAAGCCAACGAUGAUGCGAAUGAGGUACUGUUUCAUGCACGCGCACUCCUCGCGUACAUGGAUUUGCCGCAUGAUUUGAUCAAGUAUAGCGAUUGUCAACAGUUCUGCAAAGAUGCUGCCAUGAUGCGUAUACAGCACGGAACCAGCAUUGCUCAGGAAUCAGAAUCAUCCCUGGAGGACAUUUUUUGUGAUAUACGAAAUGCGGAUCUCACACCAAACACGGUAACGGGUGUUCCUCAGAUACCACCAGCUGUCUGGUAUAUAUUGCUACGUGCCAUUGACAGGUUCCAUUCCGAGAAAGCACGAUAUCCAGGAACAAAUGGUGUGCCUUGUGCUAUAGAUGCCUAUGAUCUUCGAGGGAGAGUGGUCAGUAUAAUUGUUGAUAGCCAAAUAAUCGAUAGAAGUGAAGUUGCCGAAAAGAUUCCACAGUCGGCUGUUGAGGAAAUGUGCCGUUAUGGUGCCGGGGAGCCGCACGUUAUAGCUGCGCUAAUUGGUGGCAUCGCUUCACAAGAGGUGAUCAAACUGGCCACGCAUCAAUACGUCCCGCUUGAUAAUACCCUGAUCUUUGAUGGCCAUACGCAGCAGUCACGAACAUACCGACUUUGAGU
Molecule: messenger RNA, 1551 nt
Organism: Gongylonema pulchrum
Lineage: Eukaryota; Metazoa; Nematoda; Chromadorea; Rhabditida; Gongylonematidae
Source: the annotation of a GenBank genome assembly